Molecule: messenger RNA, 561 nt
Organism: Lolium rigidum
Lineage: Eukaryota; Viridiplantae; Streptophyta; Magnoliopsida; Poales; Poaceae
Product: dirigent protein 4-like
Exons: 1
Coding region: 1-561 (186 amino acids)
Source: RefSeq, a predicted model, not a curated record
AUGAGAGCUCCAUCACUGCUCGCCGUUCUCAUCCUCCUCGUCCUCUGCUCGCUUCAACCCGACGCCGCUGCUGCCAGUCGCGUCCACCACCACCGGUUCGGCCGGGAGAAGCUCACCACCCUCCAUUUCUACCUGCACGACACCCUGAGCGGCAAGGACCCGACGGCCGUCCUCGUCGCUCACGGAGCCAACGCCACGUCGAGGCCCGGCGACCCGACGCCCUUCGGCUCCGUGUACGCCACCGACGACGUGCUCACGGAGGGGCCCGAGAGGGCGUCCAGGGUGGUCGGGAGCGCGCAGGGCCUGUACGUGUCCUCGGGGAAGGACGGGCGGCUGUCGCUCGUCAUGGGCAUGGACUUCGAGUUCUCGGACUACAACGGCAGCUCCUUCGUCGUCUUCUCGCGGAACCCGGUCACCAACGACCACAGGGAGCUCGCCGUCGUCGGCGGCCGCGGCAAGUUCCGCAUGGCGCGCGGCUUCGCGGUGCUCCGGACGCACUACCUCGACACCGGCAACGGGGACGCCAUCAUAGAGUACAACGUCACUCUCCUGCACUACUGA